AUGUCUGAAUCUGAUGGGUUUCACACAUCUACCAAUCUCUUGGAGCAACCUGUAGAAACGGUCGUGACACCUACAAGGCACAGUAUCUACUAUUUUGAAUUAGUGAUAUUUCGUGUUCAAGAUGUCCUAUUCAAAGUUCCAAAACACGGAUUUAUGAUCGAUGGAACAAUUUUCCCAGAUAUGUUUUCUCUUCCAGUCUCAGGAGGAGCUAUGCCACAAGGCUCUUGCGACGAAAACCCCAUUAUGCUUCCCGUGGAUAUAUCCCAAACCGAUUUCCAUGGAUUCUUGCUUCUCCUAUACCCGUACUUUGACCGCGAACGCGAAACUGGCGUCGCGACAUAUGAGGAACUCGUGGGUGCCCUUAAACUCGCAACGAUGUGGGAAUUCGACGAGGUUAGAAAGAAAGCUAUUUUCAGACUUUCCCCGAUUUUGACAGAAAGACCAACCGUCGAACAAAUUUUAUUGGCGAAGGAAUACGACGUCAAAAGCUGGCUUCGAGACGGUUACCUAACGUUGAUACGCAAAAGUGAUCUGUCCAUCCAGCAGCUCUGUGACCCAUUUCAGCUUGACUGGAAAACCAUUGCUAGAGUAUUUGCUAUACAGUCGUACUCACGUCACAGUACCUGGCGACAAACAAUAUUCCUUGAGGACGAGUUUCAAUACCCAAGCUCAAAACAGGUGGAGGAAUAUCUUGACACCGUAUUUGAAGAUGAGUUUAAAGUAAUGAGGGUGGAUGUCCUGGAGUAA
Psilocybe cubensis is the source of this 747-nucleotide messenger RNA. RefSeq lists its product as uncharacterized. Lineage: Eukaryota; Fungi; Basidiomycota; Agaricomycetes; Agaricales; Agrocybaceae. The coding region runs from base 1 to 747 and encodes 248 amino acids. The transcript has 4 exons. The record is from RefSeq and is a predicted model, not a curated record.